UCCUUACACCAUCUACUAAUGCACAGGAACAAAAAAAUGUAUGGGGUUUCCAUCUCUUUGCUUCUUAUCAACCUGGCAGCUAUAAUGGAACGCGCCGAUGAGAAUCUCCUACCGUCGGUUUACAAGGAAGUCAGCGAAGCUUUCAACGCCAGCCCAUCUGAUCUAGGAUAUCUUACAUUCAUAAGGAACUUUGUGCAGGGAUUAUGUUCACCCUUGGCAGGAAUUCUAGUUCUUAAAUACGACCGUCCUAAAGUUCUUGCGAUGGGGACGUUUUGUUGGGCCCUUUCAACCGCUGCAGUCGGUAUCAGUCUCGAGUUUAAGCAAGUUGCAUUCUGGAGAGCCCUGAAUGGCUUUGGCUUGGCUAUUGUGAUUCCAGCACUCCAAUCUUUCAUUGCUGAUAGCUACAUGGACGGUGUUCGGGGAAUGGGAUUCGGCUUGUUAAGCCUCAUCGGUUCGCUGGGAGGCAUUGGAGGUGGUGUCCUUGCAACCGUUAUGGCUGGUCAACAGUAUUUCGGCAUACAAGGAUGGCGCUGUGCCUUCAUUCUGAUGGCUACAUUGAGUGCAAUAAUCGGUAUCCUUGUUUACAUGUUUGUGGUUGAUCCUAGAAAAACAAUUAGCAACAUUCAGGACAGUUCAGAUAGGUACCGCCUGAGGGAUAGUUUGAUAAACCGAACCUCGUCUAAUUCAUCGUCGAUAUGGUUCGAGUCUUGGAAUGCUAUGAAAGCCGUUAUGAAAGUGCGUACAUUUCAAGUCAUUGUCCUGCAGGGGAUAGUUGGAUCACUGCCUUGGACAGCCAUGGUGUUCUUCACUAUGUGGUUUGAAUUGAUCGGUUUCAGUCAUAACAGUACUGCAGUUCUACUUAGUCUUUUUGCAGUGGGGUGUGCAUUGGGGUCUCUCAUGGGCGGUUUAAUUGCGGAUAGGUUGUCAAAGAUCUAUCCUCAUUCUGGCAGAAUCAUGUGUGCUCAAUUCAGUGCUAGUAUGGGCAUACCAUUCUCAUUAUUCCUCCUCCGAGUCGUUCCGCAGUCUAUCGAUAGCUAUCUCGUCUUCGCCGUUACUCUCUUAUUGAUGGGCUUAACCAUCAGCUGGAAUGGCACUGCUGUCAAUGCUCCCAUUUUCGCCGAGGUUGUCCCAAUGAAACACCGAACCAUGAUAUAUGCGUUUGACCGUGCGUUUGAAGGUUCGUUUUCAUCGUUUGCUGCUCCUCUGGUUGGUAUUCUCUCGGAGAAAAUGUUCGGUUACGACAACGCAGCUAUAGGUUCGUUACCGAAGGCUCUUGCAUUGUCGAAGGGACUUCUUGCAAUGAUGGUAGUUCCUUUCGGGGUUUGUUGUUUGUUCUACACGCCAUUGUAUAUAUAUUUCAGGCUUGACCGCGAAAAUGCUCAAAUGCAGAGUUCUAAAGGUACUAAACUCAUUGAUGACCUUUAAGGAACGGUCUGAGAUCUCACAUCGGUUGGGGAGGAGAACGAAACAUUCUUUAUAAGGGUGUGGAAACCUCUCCCUCGUAGACGCGUUUUAAAAUCCUUGAGGGAAAUCUCGAAAGGAAAAACCUAAAGAGGAUAGUAUCUGCUAGCGAUGGACUUGAGCCGUUAUAAAUAGGGUAGGAAUGUAGUGUAAUUCCACUGCCAUUAUAGUUUCUUUUUCCCUUUGAAGCUCAUUCUUUUUUCCUUUUAGAAUGCUCUGCAUAUGAACAUGACUUAACAUUUCAGGAUAAAUUGGGCAUUUUGUUGAGAACCAUGAAGGAUUAGAGACUUAACUGUGCCUUCAUUC
Molecule: messenger RNA, 1767 nt
Organism: Cucurbita pepo subsp. pepo (vegetable marrow)
Lineage: Eukaryota; Viridiplantae; Streptophyta; Magnoliopsida; Cucurbitales; Cucurbitaceae
Product: Major facilitator superfamily protein
Biological process (GO): transmembrane transport
Cellular component (GO): membrane
Molecular function (GO): transmembrane transporter activity
Source: RefSeq, a predicted model, not a curated record